GACCCGGAAGUGGAGCGCGACCCGGAAGUGGAAGAAGAAGAAGAGGGCGCGACCCGGAAGUCCAUGGUGCGAGGGUCAAUAUGCCGCUACCCGUCCAAGUCUUCAAUUUGCAGGUACCGAUGAAGUUUCGGGGGGGGGGGGCGGCGGCGGCGGCGGGCUCGGGUUCUCCCCCCCCCAAGGCGCUGCUGUUGUCUUUCCGUCUAGCGAGCAGGGCUGUGGUUGCGGGCGGGCAGGAUCCCGCUAGGUCGCCGAGAAGGAUCGCGCCCCUGCGGGGGAUCAGCAGCGCGUGUGUCAUUCUGGGUUGCCGUCCCAGGCGGAGCCCUUGAGGAAGGGGGCCAAGGGGGGGCGGGAUACGCCAGAGGGUCGGAGGGGCCCGAAUGUGGGCUCAAGGCCCCUGACCAGGGCGAGGGGAAAGGCCGUUGGCCGCGGUUACGGCCUGCCCCGCCGUCUCAUGCCUUUGGUUCUGCCGCCGCCCUUGCACGGAACCCGGUUCUGGUUUUGUAGAAAUCGCGACAGGGACCUCCGAGGGCCUGUGCCGCAACAUGCAGUUUAAUAUCUGACAAGUGGAGGCAGAUUGUUUCUGUUUUAAUGUAUGUUAGUGUGCACUGUGGAAACCACACUGUGUCAUGAAAUUUGCAGCUUGUUGGAAAGGCGUGGGUGGACAGAGUUCGUAUGCUUCUGAAUACCUUUCAGUGUAGACCCUUAAGUUUAAGACCCCAUCCCCCCGAAAUCGUGUGCUGCAGAGGAAAUAGAUGGGAUUGAACGAUCUUAUCCCAUGUGCCGGCCCACAUCCUGAUCUACGAUAGCAAUGGCUCAAUGCGGUUAUAAUGUAAUUACUUGAAUAGUAGAGAGCUGUUUAAUCUCUGCAUUGCAAAAUGCAGCUCCAGGGAUGUUACGGAUCCUGCACUCCUCAUAUUAUGAGAAAAUUAGUUCUACCAAUGGAAACUUGGAAUGAUAAUAAUAAUAAUCAUUAUUAUUUUAUUAUUUAUACCCUGCCCAUUUGGCUGGUUUUCCCCAGCCACUCUAGACGGCUUACAGCAUAUAUAAAAACAUAGUAAAAAAUUAAACAUUUAAAACUUCCUGAUACAGGGCUGCCUUCAGAUGUCUUCUAAAAGUUGUGUAGUUCUUUAUCUCCUUGACAUCUGGAGAGCGUUCCACAGGGAGGGCAUCACUACCGAGAAGGCCCUCUGCCUGGUUCCCUGUAACUUCGCUUUUUGUAGUGAGGGAACCAGCAGAAGACUCUCAGAGGAUGACCUCAGUGUCCAAGCUGAACGAUGGGGGUGGAGAUGCUCCUCCAGGCAUACUGGGCUGAGGCAGUUUACAGCUUUAAAGGUCAGCACCAAAGGUCAAGAGGAUUUGGCUUUUAUGUGUGGUGCAUUUUAGUAAAUUGACUAUUUUAUGGUUGAUUCUCUUAAUUGUUUAUCUGCUUCCAAAAAGUGGUAGGAUCAAAAACAACAGCAAACAUGGUGCUUGAAAUACAGUAGAGUCGUUCAUACUGAGAGAUCUGGCUGCAGCAGCUGUAAAACAGUGGAUAAAUAAAUAAAUGACUCUCAAGGACUUGUCUCCUAGCAGCAAUUCGCGUCACAACUUGCCUCUGCUGUUUCAGCAAUAUUUCUCUCUUCAGCUAUGGUCUAACUAAAGAACAGUGUUGCGACUCUACAUGGCAUACCUGAUCCCUUCAGGUGUUUUGACAACAUAUUUUAUUAUAACUUUAUAGAAUAAAUAUUUGUGUCUCUCCUCUAGCAUACAUUUUUGUGCUCUCCCCCCUCACCUGAUGCUGGCAUUUUCAGGUUGAAUUUUGCAGAUUGUGACUUAAAUCUUGCUGCAUGUGAAGAUCAAAGCUAGAUCACAGUGCAUGUUCAUCUUAAAAUAUUUUAGUUCCUGUCUUUCAAGUUUGUAAUAGUCCAUAAACAUAUUCUUUGCCAUGUUCUACACCCUUUCUCAGAGAUAUUCCCCAUUUUUCUCUUCAACACCUUUAGAUAGUCAUGAGAAUUUUCUUGCAGUGGAAAUGGGUUCAAAACAGCACUCAUAUCUGCUCAACAAGUUCUGUUUCCCAUACUUUCUGUUUUGUGAGAUGAUAGAGGAUUGGGAGAUACUAACUGUGGAUGCUUCCUAGAAGACAAAUUACAGGAAUUAAUCUGCUUCACCUAAUGUGUCAUUUUAUGAAGGCAUUGAAUGCAAGCCAAUGAUGUCAUGCAAUUUGCUGCUCUUUAGUUGACAACAAAAUACAGAGUUUUUAUAUGCAAUCCUGUCUUUCUAGAGCUCACUUACUGUGACAGUGGAAUGCUAACUACAUAGCAGGAGUGGGGAACUUCAGGCCUGGGGGCCAGAUGCAGCCCUCCAGCGUUUUCAUUUGACCCUUGGAACACUUCCCAAGCCACACCCCUCACUGGCGCUGCUUCACACCCCAAAUUUUGCCUGUCUAGAAAGUGUCCUUGAAAUCUGAUACCUCUUGCUUGUCCAUAUGGAGGAUAGAAUUGGGUGUGUGUGUAGACACAAAUAUAAAAUUAACGUUCAUUGCUCCGCUUGCUUUUGUCUCUGGCCCCACCCACCACUGCCACGUGGCCCUGAGAAGGUUGCACAGAAGGAAAUACAGCCCUCAGACUUAAAAAGGUUCCCUACUCCUUGCUGUGUAUGGGAGGCUGGACCAAGGGGCAUGCAGUACAGUAAUACAACAAUGAAAUUAACAAACGCCUACAAUGAAAACUGGAGCAUAUUAUUCUAGCCUAACAUGAGCAAGAGGAGUAAUGUCUAUGACUGCAGAGGCAUUAAUUACCUUUCUUUCCUUUAGCAGCCGGCGAGCUCUGUGUCAGGGCGAGGGGGUACAGAGAGUCAGGACAGGAUGAGGGAUAGUUCAGUUCCGAGCUCAGCUUCCUCGUCAGUGACAGAUCUAUACAACACCCCCCGCAGCAGUAGGUCAGAACUCUUCCUCCCAGGUACAUCUGGAGACUUCAGCCUAAGUGCCUGCUUAUCAGCCUGCACCCUGCUCUAUGAGGUAUCUCAAAGGAGAAAGCACUCGAGGAUGACUGAGUGAGAAUGACUUGACUUUUGCCAGCACUAAGCCAUACUUGUUUAAAACGGUUCUUUUUUUUUCCUGAAGUGGGUACAUCUCUUUCAAAUGACAAGUGACUUUGCAUUGUGUGGUUGAGCACAAACUUAUAACAGCUAGAAGGAUGGCGUAUCUAAAAGAGGGAUGAUGGGGACAGGCUAUAAUCUGUCACAGAAGUUAAUGUAUCCUAAAUAAAUAAUAUCUGUUGUAAUUCACAAGACAGCUCGCAACAUAUUUAAAACAAUAAAAAUGUAAUACAUCAAAACCACCCACAGGAAAAAAAAACAGCAGCAUGUCUUAUACGCAAAUUGCCUUGAGACGGUUGUUUAGAAGGCAAUUAAUAAAUUGAAUGUGAUGGCGAUGUUGUCCAUCGCAAGAAACCAGGAGCUUUCAUUUGGCAUUUAAAGGCCAGCAAAAUCGGUGUUGAGUAGAUUAUAGGAGAGAGAUGGCGUAGAUGAGAUGCAACCACUGAGAAAACCCUGUUAGUGUUGCAGAAGCCACCCAACUCGGUCACCUAGGGCCUGGUCUCUAAUGAAGACCUAAAUAACAACAAAGCAUGGAUCAGGUGGUUCUUCGUAUGAGUAUGGGUUCCAGUGUCAGUCCUGUGCACUAUUGCUACAGGAUCUAAAAUUCCAUGUUAACAUCUCCAUCUCCCUAACCUCUGCAUCUGGAAAGCCCAUCACUUAAUAGAGCAAAUGCUUUCUCUGCAGAAAGUCCAGAGGUAAUUCUCUGGCAUCUUCAGUUAAAGCAGCAGUGGGGAACCUCUGGCCUGCAGGUCUAGUUAGGCCCAUCAAGCCUUUCCUUUUUUUAUAAAUUUUUUAAUAACUUUUUAUUGUUAAAAUAGUUCAUCAUUAAUACACAUAUACAAGCAUACAAACAUACAUUUCAUACAAUCCUUAAAAGUGUUCAAACAUACUUACACUCAAUCCCACAAAUAAUUCCUUUCCCCAUCACCACCCACCACCCCUCACCCCACCUUUGUGUUUGACUUCCAAUCUACUCAAUUACAAUUUCUUUCCACUUCUAUUACUUUCUUUCACACACCUUUAGCCUAAUUUCAUACUUCUUUUUCUAUUACACAUUGUUAUCCAUCUUAUUUGAUAUUUCAGUAUUUGAAACGGAACUUGUUUAUUCUAAUAGGAGUUCUGAUUUUUCGAUAUGAUUUUGCAAGUAUCUUUUAAACACCUUCCAGUCCCUAUCUAUCUUUUCUUUUGAAAUCCUUCCAAUUUCUUCCAUUGUUUUGGAUAUAUUGUAAUACUCCAAUAAUUUGGCAAGCCACUCUGUUUUUGUCGGUAUUAUACCACUUUUUCAGUUUUUCGCAAUCAAUAGCCUUGCUGCUACUGUUGCGUAUAAAUAUAAGGUCUUAUCUUCUUCCUUUAGGCUUCCUGGUACUAUUCCCAAUAGAAAACCUUCUGGUGUUUUCCUAAAUGAGUAUCUAAACAUUUUUUUCAUUUCAUUAUAUAUUAUUUCCCAAAAUUGUUUGAUGUUUAAACAAUUCCACCAUAUAUGUAUCAUAGUACCUUUUCCCGUGUUGCAUCGCCAGCAGACAUCGCUACAAUUUUUAUUCAUUUUUGCUAUUCUUUCAGGUGUUAAAUACCAUCUAUGUUGCAUUUUAAGGUAAUUUGCUUUCAGUAUAUAACACAUAGUGAAUUUCAUAUCUUCUUUCCACAAUUUUUCCCAUUGUUCAAACAUAAUAUUUUUCCCAAUAUCUUGCGCCCAUUUAAUCAUUGAUGCUUUAACCAAUUCAUCCUUUGUUUCCCACUCUAAAAUCAGAUUAUACAAUUUAGAUAUAUUUUUUUAUUUUUCUUGUAUUAAGUAUUUAUCAAAUUUUGAUAUUUCUUUUUCAAAUCCUAACUUUUUGUCUUUCGCUAAUCUAUACUUAAUUUGAAUAUAUUGGAACCAAUCACUAAUAUGAGCUUUAAUUUCUGUGUAAUCCUUUAAUUCCAAUUCUCCGUUUUCUUCCUUUAAUACAGUUUUAUAGGUAGCCCAAUUUUCUUUCAUAUUUAAUUUUUUCACUGCGACAAUUUCUGCUGGCAAUGCCCACCAGGGAGUUUUCGGUUCUAGAAGUCUUUUAUAUUUCUCCCAUAUUUUAUAUAUAGAUUUUCUGAUUAUAUGCCCUAGGAAGCCUUUAUGUACUCUCACUUUUUCAUCUAUUAGAUAGGCAUGCCAUCCAAAUCUCGUCUCUACUCCCUCUAAAUCCAAUACAUCCGAGUCAUCUAAUUUGAUCCAUUCCUUUAGCCAGGUCAGACCCACCGCAUCGUGAUAUAACUCCAUAUCUGGGAGACCAAAUCCUCCUCUCUCCUUCUUAUCUAUCAUUAUUUUGUGUUUUAUUCUUGGCUUUUUCCCUGACCAUACAAAUUUAGCCAAAUCUCUUUUCCAGUUAUUAAAACAUUUAUCUCCUCCUAGUAUUGGGAUACUUUGAAAUAAAAACAUCAUCCUUGGUAAUAUGUUCAUCUUUAUUACCGAUAUUUUCCCUAGUAAGGAAAGAUUUAAUUUCCCCAUACUUGCAAGUCAUUUUUAUUUCAUUCCAUGUUUUCCCAUAGUUCUCAUUACUUAAAUCUAUAGUGUUUGUUGUUAAAUUUAUUCCAAGAUUCCUUAUUUUCUUUUUAAUUUCCAAUCCUGUAAUUUCUUGUAAUUUCACUUUAUCUUUUUCUUCCAUAUUUUUCACUAGUAUUUUGGUUUUCCCAUAGUUUAAUUUGAAUCCUGCUAAUCUGCCAUAUUCGUUUAUGCAUUCCAAUAUUCUAGGUGUACAUUGUAGGGGAUUUUCUGUUGUGAUCAUAACAUCAUCUGCAAAGGCUCUUAACUUGUAUCUUUCUUUUCACCAACUGCUAUUCCUCUUAUUUGGUUGUCCUGCCUUAUUUUCUUUAAUAGAACCUCUAAUACUAUUAUUAAUAACAUUGGGGAUAGGGGGCAUCCUUGUCUUGUACCUUUAAAGAUGUUGAUUUCUUCUCCAAACUCUCCAUUAAUAAUAAUUUUUGCUUUCUGUUGGUUAUAUAUUGCAUUUAUACCUUUUUGGAAUUUUUCACCUAGACACAAUUCUUUUAAUAGUUUUUCAUAAAUUCCCAUGAGAUUUUGUCGAAAGCCUUCUCCGCAUCGAUUGAAAUCAGGGCUGCUUGUUUGUCUCUUCUUACUUGUAGAUAUUCCAUUAUGUCUAUUAUAUUUCUGAUAUUAUCCUUUAUUUGUCUACCUUCCACAAAUCCAGCCUGAUUUUUAUGUACUAUUUUUCCUAUAAUUUUUUUCAACCUGUUAGCCAAUAAUCCUGCAUAAAUUUUAUAAUCGGAAUUUAACAAUGAAAUGGGUCUAUAAUUUGAGACAGAUUCCAAAUCCGCACCUCGUUUUGGCAGGAGCGUUAUAUACCCUUGAGUCCAAGAGUCUGGAAUAUUCCCCUUCUCUACUGCUUCCUCUAUUACUUCUUUUAGUGGGUCGAUUAAUUCAUUUAACAUUUCUUUGUAGUAUUCUGAUGGUAUGCCAUCUGGACCUGGGGAUUUCCCUAUUUUUAAUUUUUGAAUUGAUUCCUUAAUUUCUAUGGUUGAUAUUGGUUCAUUUAAUAGUUUAUGGUCUUCUUCUGCUAUCUCUAUUAAUUUAUUUUUCUUUAUAUAUUCCUCUAUUUCUUCUAUUGGCACUUCAACUUUUUGAUAUACUUUUUUGUAAUAUUUUUCAAAAAAAAAUUAAAUUUCUGUCAUAUCCCUUAUUGUCCUCUCUUCUACUUUUAUUUUAUUUAUUAAUUUUUCAUUUCUUUGUUUCUUUAGUUGCCAGGCAAGGAUCUUGCCUGGCUUAUUUGCCCAUUCAAAAUUUUUAUAUUUCCAAAAUUUGAUUUGUUGUUCUACCUCCUGUUCUAUAAUUUUAUUAUAUUCUGCUCUCAGUAAUUUAAUUUCUUGAUUUAAUCUCUCUUUAUUUUUGCUUGCAUAGGCCAAUUUUUCCUUUUAAUUUCUUCUAAAAGCUCCCUUUUCUUUUUUUCUUUAUUCUUAUAUGCUAUUGAGUUUUGUUGUAUGAAAUAUCCCCUAACAACCGCCUUCCCAGCAUCCCACACUGUUUUAACAUCUGUCCCUUUCAAGCCCAUCAAGCCUUUCCAUUUGGUCCAUGAGGCAGUUUUGGCUAAGCCACACCCACCUGCCAUAGUAUAUGAUGUCAGGUGUGUGGCAGGUAAAGCUGCAGUUGAGCCAGAAGGAAGUUUUCAGGAUUGGUGACGCCUACAGAGUCCUGUGCACAGCACUUCAUAAGCACUGCAUCGGGGUUUCCAGAGUGCUGUACACAGGGUUUUGCAAGCCCUGAGGAUUAAACAGUUGUUGGGGCUUGCACUUGCUGUGCCUAUGCCCACGCAAUUUGAUUUGAAAAUGCACAGGGGAAAACAGGUGAGCUGACGUUGUUGAGGUGUCAGGCGAAUGAGCCAAUUAGGUUGUCUGACAUCUUUUAACUCAGGCGGGGAACUGAGUUUGUCCCCACCUCCUCAACUGAAGGAAGGGUCAGGCAUGUUACUCAAAAUCUGAAAGCCCCAACCUGAUGACCUCUAGUACCUGAAAACUUCACCCGGCAGCUUCUUGCAUUUUUAGUUUCCUCUGAAACUAUAAGCUUAAAACUUAGGUUGAAACUGAAAAUCUAGCAGCAUUAUUUCAUUCACAUGCAUAUGUAGGGGUUGCAUCCAAUGCUCUGCAUGCGUGGUUCUCCUGGUGCAGUGGGACCUCUGUUCCAUCUCCCCCCACCCACCCACAAUCUGCUCUGGAGGGUCACCCAACCCUCUGCAGCUGGUUUUGAGAGCAUGGGGGCGGAAGGCUUGAGGGGACAGGUGAGGAGGCCACUGUAGGAAACUGCGAGCUGAGGCAGGUGGACCUUUUGCCUGAUUUAGACAGACUUCUAUUCGUAAGGCCUAGGUAUGUUGUAGAGGAGGGGGUUCUCAAACUGUGGUCCACAAUCUUCUUUCAGGUGGUUCACAGUGUGCCUGUUAAAAUUUAGUUUAAAAGCCUACGGCAUCUAGCACAGCACAUUACAGUUACUACAACAGGCAGACAACUCAAGACCCUCAGCAAUUUUCAAGUGAUCUGUGGGGAAAAGAUCUUGAGCACCGCUGUUCUAGAAGGUUCACAGAGAUGUGACCUGUUCUAAUUAGGAUCAAGGCUAACCCCAGAACAAAUGGCACCCUGGCAGGGAGCAUCUUCAUUCACUUGAUCAACUUUCAAAUUCCUUAUUUCUUAUUGCAUUUGUAGCCCACGCCAUGACUUUGAAAUGCAUGGUUUUGCUUUAGCACUGUCAUACCAGAUAAUAAAUUAGCUUGCUAGGAUCUGUAAAUCUAUAUUUAUUGGAUUCUUUGUUUCAGCUGCUGAGUGAUGAGUUCAAUAGAUAACCCAUGAGCCACGAUUGGUGGUUCUGCAGAAUUAUGAAAUAACCCCACUCAACAAACCAAAGGAUCCUUUUUUUUCUUUGGCUUACUUUUGAGAGGCAGCAUUAUGCCUAAGAUGCAGGUAGUGGUUAGAGAUUUUAAUAUUGUUUUCAGCUGCAUAUUUGAAUUUAGUGGAAUUAUAUGUGUGUGUAUUGAUGCUUGUUCUGAGCUUUGACAGUGGAGUGGGCCAUAUAAAUCAAUGAAAAGGGUUGUGUGAAUGAACUGUGAAGCAAGAGGAUGCUCCCUUUUGGUUUCCUCAAAGUGUUUACUCCUACCCCAAACAUAAAACUAUUUCAGCUACCCUUGAUUCUUCAGAACACACAUAUAUAAUGUCUUUGUGGAAAUUAUAAAUACCUGGCUCUUACUGGGAAGGUGCCACUGAGCUUAUCUUCCGGGGUUUUUUUGUUUCUGUGAUGGCUGCUGUUCAGGAAAUCAUCAAACCCUUGCACUUUCCUUUUUGAAAAAAAACAUUGAGAUCAGAGAAGUCUGAUGAGUCAUGCAGAGUGGGAGCAGUAUUCCUGGCAAGUCUAGAGAUCAAGCCUAGAGUUCAAGGGAAUGGAACUCCAAGCAAGAGAUGUGAAAGAGCAAUGUUUGGGUUUCUAGCCAUGCUAUAUCUGCUGGUGUAUGAGGACCUCUUUCCCAUGGGCUGGGAAGGAGCUUCCUAGCUUCUGCUUAACUUAUACACGUUGCUGUUACAGGGUGCGGUGGAGCCCAUGCAGAUUGAUGUAGACCCACAAGAAGAUCAGCAAAAUGCACCUGAUAUCAACUAUGUGGUGGAGAACCCGACUCUGGUAUGUGUUGGAGGGUGACAAUGAGAAAGGAAUUCUUAGGUCGGCUAAAAACUUAGAUUUUAUCCAUCUAAGCCGGUGGUUCUCAAAGGGUGUGGCAGGAGAGGAUGGCAAGUAAAGUGGGAAGAUUCAAGGAUAAUCAAUAUUACAUUUUUGGGAAUGAUUCACGUUAUGUGGCUGCAUUGCGUUAUACUUUCUGGAUGUCCUAUGAUCAUAUCACAAAGCAGUUGUGUUCUGUUUUUAUAAAGCAAGCAAUGCUAGGAGUUGUUUUUCAUUUCCCCCUCCAGUGUAUUUCUUAUCAAUAAAAGAAAUGGUGUGGCGCCAGAAAAUUUUUGUUCUGAAAGUGUAGCCCAGAGGAAAAAGUUAGAUAACCAGUGAUCAAAGGACAUGCUUUGGAUAGAUAGAUAGAUAGAUAGAUAGAUAGUUCUAUCCAAAGUAGCACAGAGGAAUGAGUACUGUCAGCGCAAGGAUUUCCACUUGCACAGUGGGACCAUCCUCCCUCUCCACUUCCCACACUCCCCUAAAUCUUUUCCAGGGGGUCCUCCAAUCUUCCGGAGCAGGUUUGAGGAGGGCACGGGGUGUGCUCAGGGGAAAGAGAGUGGGAUAAUGUCUCAUUGCACAACUGAAAAUCCUUGUGCUGAUUGGACGUGUUGCUUAGAUACCUCCCAUAAUGUUUGAUUAUUCAUUAUUAUUAUAUUUAUUUCUGUUCUGCCUUUUCCCUGGACUGGGGCUCAAGGCGGCUUACACAAAUUAAAACAACACACAGAGAAAUGUUUCAUCUAUAUUGUUUUUCCAACUAGACAUUUAUUUUGUUUGUUAUAUUUUCCUUACCCAAUUUCUGCAUGGUCUUCCUGAGCUGCACAAACAUUUGCCGUGAGUUCAGGUAGAGGAUGUGCAUGGGAUGAUGUGAGCAUGGGGCAAAUGUGAGCUGGACAAAAUUAAGAAAUUACGGCAUCUUGACCAACUGGCAAGAUUACCAUGAAUUUUAUACAUAUUCCUGCCUCUUCUGAAAUGAGUUAGCGCAUCCCCUUGAUGCCACUAUUCCUGAUUUCUCACUGUUCUAAAUCCCCCCCCCCCCCAGUAUACUAUUAUGAAGCAAUUUUACAUUUCGGUCCUCCUGUUCCAAGGCUCCCGUAGGCGUUGUAUUCUGCACCUGCCAUGCACAGAUCCUUGCCCUGCAGAGUGGAGAAAACAGCAAAGAUGAGAUGAAUGCCAUUAAACCAUUGUCAAAAAGCAGGGGUGGGGAGACUUUGGCCCUCCAGAUGUUGCUGGACUCCAACUCCCUAACAACAUCUGGUGGGCUACAGGCUCCCCACCUCUGUCACAAAGGAACAGAAUCUGCUGCAUGGUUCUUACUUGCUGCAGGAGAUAGUCAAAUGACAGUGGAAGAAUACUACAAUUCUAACUGCAGGGGAAGACAGCUUGCUAUCUGGGGCAUUGCUUUCUGCUGUAAAUGAUCAUUUUCUUGUUGUGCUGUGGCCCACAGGAUCUGGAGCAGUAUGCAGCAAGUUACAGCGGCUUGAUGAGGAUCGAGCGGCUGCAGUUCAUUGCAGACCACUGCCCGCAACUGCGAGUAGAAUCCCUCAAGAUGGCCCUCUCCUUUGUCCAAAGAACAUUCAAUGUUGAUGUUUAUGAAGAAAUUCACCGGAAGUUGACUGAAGCCACCAGGUAUUAAGAAGAAGAAACACUGAAAAUAAACUUCUGGUUUGUGAGAAUCCCCAUACUGGUCAAAUGACCCUGCAUAGAUCAGUUCUCUUGUCCUGCAACUGCCUAUAAUUUCAGUGUUUGUGCUUACUUGCAAGGUAGUGCAUGCACCCCAUCCCCCCAAAGAGAGUUUUCUGUGUUUUUCUUCUUGUGUUUGUUAAUUUGAGUUGCCAGUAGCCAGUAAUGUCCUAUGAACAAACUACAUGAAGAGAGGAGCAGCUCUGUCCAAAAUUGAACUUUGUGCAAUUAUGGCACUGUAGUUAGCUUCUGGUCCUCCUGGUUCUUUGAUUGUGAUCUUUAAUAAUACAGUGGUACCUCUGGUUACGCACUUAAUUUGUUCCGGAGGUCCGUUCUUAACCUGAAACCGUUCUUAACCUGAGGUACCACUUUAGCUAAUGGGGCCUCCUGCUGCCACCGUGCUGCCAGCGCGUGAUUUCUGUUCUCAUCCUGAGGUAAAGUUCUUAACCCAACGUACUGCAUCCAGGUUAGCGGAGUAGUACCGAAGUGUUUGUAACCCGAGGUGUUUGUAACCCAAGGUGUUUGUAACCCGAGGUACCACUGUAAUAAUAAUAAUACUAAUCUUAAGUCACAUACAUGCAUGCUACUGUCCUUAACUGAAACUAAUUAUGAAGCAAAGUAGGCUGAAUUCCCAUUCUCCGUUCCAUAUUCCCAAGUGACUCUCCUAUCCAUUAACCAGUUUUUGUUACUUUUAUCACAGUCUCUUUUAUUGUAUCCAUGUGACUUACAUGCCUCGUUUUAUCAUAGUUUACACACCAUAAGCCCCCUUGCUUCUAUACUAAACUUCCAGUGUAUUUGGACUUUAAACUAUUGCUUUAUAGGUAUGUGCGGACUUCCACUGUUUCUUCAGUUAGAAAACUGUUUAUAGAGUUGCAUUAAGCAAACCGUUAUUUGUAUUUUUCUAAAUCAAGAGAGUUUUUGUCAACUGCUGGAUCAACAUCUUUAAAAACUGGCUGGAUGACACACUUUGCUAAUGGUUAUGAUUCCCCCCCUCCCCCCAUUCUUACAGCAUCACACUCUUGAUAGCUCAUUUAUUGCCCUUGAUAACAGUGAAUCGUGUGCCUCCCCUUACUGUCUGUCUGCUGCUUUUUCCCCAGAGAGUUACAAAACACACCUGAUGCUGUCCCAGAUGGAGGAAUAGAGCCCCCUCCUCUAGACACGGCCUGGGUUGAAGCUACACGCAAAAAAGCUCUUCUUAAGCUGGAAAAGCUAGACACGGAUUUAAAGAACUAUAAAGGGAACUCAAUCAAGGAAAGCAUCAGGUGAUCAGCUGUAACAUGCCUUUACUCGGGAACAACUAGUUCUCAGUUCGAAGCAACAUUUUGUAUUCAAAGGAAUCAAAUUGCUUUGUGAAUUUGCAUGCACUUUGAAAAACAGUUUUGAUGAAAUGCAUCAUUCGCACAGUUCACUGGUAGAUAAUCCCAUGAAAAUAGACCUGUCCAGGACUCAAGUUGCACAGGUGACCUAUUCAGAGAAAAGGUUUUCAUUCUAGAAGCCACCUUGUGAGUGUUAAAAUGUCUUUCUGAACUGCUUCCCACUAAGAGUCCCACCCACCCAAAUAUACUUUGCUAUUUAAGGGAGUUGUGGGAGGGAUGCGGGUGGCACUAUGGGUUAAACCACAGAGCCUAGGACUUGCCGAUCAGAAGGUCGGUGGUUCGAAUCCCCGCGAUGGGGUGAGCUCCGGUUGCUUGGUCCCUGCUCCUGCCAAUCUAGCAGUUCGAAAGCACGUCAAAGUGCAAGUAGAUAAAUAGGUACUGCUCUGGUGGGAAGGUAAAUGGCGUUUCCGUGUGCUGCUCUGGUUCGCCAGAAGCGGCUUAGUCAUGCUGGCCACAUGACCCGGAAGCUGUACGCCGGCUCCCUCAGCCAAUAAAGCGAGAUGAGCGCCACAACCCUAGAGUUGGUCACGACUGGACCUAAUGGUCAGGGGUCCCUUUACCUUUACAUAUGUGUCUCCUACUUUUAUAAUUUCUACAGAAGCUCAUUACUUUAGUUUUGUGUUGGGCUUGUGAAUAUUCUGGAAUCAGAUUCAUGUUUGGAAGCAGCUGUUUGGGAAGAGCAGAGAGAGGGCUUUGUAGCAGGAAACUAUUGAGAAGAUUAUUGUGAUAGCUAUGCUAGAGUCUUUACAAAUGAUGACUGGCUCUGUCAUACUUGAUAGUCUGCACCUUGCCAAAAAUAUAGAGAAAUGUCUUUAUUCUGUGCAUCUGUUAACUCUGAAUAAGCACAGCCUUUCGCCUGAGCAUGUUAUCCAGCUCUGGCCUUGUUUUGAGUUGUAAUUUUUGGGGGUGGGGUAUGUGUUUUGCAUCCUGGCUUAUUCAUUUUGCAGCUGCCGUCAUCCCUUCUUUCUAGGAGAGGCCAUGAUGACUUAGGCGAUCACUACCUUGACUGUGGGGACCUCAGCAAUGCCCUCAAAUGUUAUUCGCGAGCCCGCGAUUACUGCACCAGCGCAAAGCACGUUAUCAACAUGUGCCUCAAUGUUAUCAAGGUAAAGUACAAUAUAUGUCAGUGGUCCUUUUCAAGUGGGACACACUUGUGGAAUUUCGCCUUUAUUUAAGAUACGCUCUACCUGCUGCACAUCAUCAAAUGAAAUCUUCUUUUCUCUCCCCCACCACCUGGAACGUACAGUCUGAUGACCCAUCAACAGAAAUGAGUUUCUUCAUUCACAGAUGUGCCUAUUAGAGACACAUAAUUCCCAGGGAGUGAGAGCUUUACCUCUUACUCAGUGUCAGGGGCUGGACUGAGGAAGAAUGGUGUGAGCCCCCCUCCCCUUCUCCUGAACCUUCCCAAGGGCAGGAGGACAGUAUUGAUUUAGAACAGUGGUUUGCAGAGGGGCAUAGUCCAGAGGAGAAAAGCUGGGAAAUACUGGGUGAGGAACAGCUAGAAGAAGGCACACUGGGAGAGAGACAGCUAGCAGAUUCAGUGUCCUUCGACAGCAUUCCUGACCCCGCCCCCUUCGCCUAGGACUAGACGGGCUCUGAGAGUGAUAGAAAAGAAAGCGCAGAGGCAACAAGCUCAGAUUACCCAACGUAGCAGUGACGAAGAUUAAUGGAGAUGGAGGGGGUGAACCUUAAGUGGGAACAACGCCAUUUUUAGAGGGAUAUGCAUUCCUUUGUCUCUCGCUGUGAUUAUUAAAGAAACUCUGGUAAGAACGCUCCUUUUGUGUGAUCUUCUUAAUCACUGCCACCGGGGAAGGGAUCCGAUUCCCCGAAGCCUGACACUCAGCUUUUACUGCAGUGCUGCAGUCUGUUUUCUUCCUCUUCCAGGUCAGUGUUUACCUCCAGAACUGGUCCCACGUCCUGAGCUAUGUGAGCAAAGCCGAGUCCACGCCAGAAAUUGCAGAGGUAGUAAGCUUUUUACAACAUGACUAUUGCCACCAACCCAGGUCCGUGCCUUUUAGUUUUACUUCAUUUUUUAACAGCUGUAGCUAGCCAUUCUUCCAGCCACACGCAAGACAGAGUAGAGGCCCGCUCCCCUCAUUUUACCCUCACAACAGCCCUGUGAGGUAGCACAGGCUGAGAAAGGCCAUCCAGCAGGAUUCAUGGCUGAAUGGGAAUUUUUAAGCCAGGUCUCCCCACUUCUACUCUAAACUGCUAUGCUGUGUUAGCUCUCAGUAUGGUAUGUGGGUCCCUGGAUUUAUGCCCCGAGGCUUCAUAAUUUCUAUGUCAAAUAUUGGACCUCGGUGCCCCACAGGAGGAUUGGGGUGGCAAAUGAACUAAUACUGUGUUUUGAGGGGUUCUAAUGCACCCCUUGAACAGAGACUCUGUUUCCUUUUCAUCCUUCUUGGUGUUCCUUGUUGAGCUCUGGGUGCCUUUUCAGACUUGGGUCAUGCUGGGAGCCAAGGAGAUUGCAGAGCAGAAGUGCUUCCUCAGACGGGUUUAACAGAAGGAAUUAAGCAAAAAAUAAAGCUGCUGUUUAUUUGCUGAUUCUCUGCCUCCUCCCUCUCUAGCAAAGAGGAGAACGUGACAGCCAGACACAGGCAAUCCUCACCAAAUUGAAGUGUGCCGCAGGUGAGUGAGUGAAUUGCAUGCCUCAUAGAUACAGCAUCUGCCCUUAGUGCUCAUCAGACUUGCUGUGUGCAGAAACAGCACAGCAUUUAGGCAUAACAAACUUCCUUGCUUGCUUUUUCUACCCCAUGAUAGAGCAGGGCAAAUUCCCAAGUACAGCUUCUGCGUUUUAGUUGCCCGUCUUCUGGCCUUAGAUCUGUGGAAAGGUGUGGAGCUCCUCUUCUAGGUUUCUGUGUGACCCUACCAGUGUGUCUCUCCUAACACAUGCAAGCAGUGUCUUGGACAGAAGACUAAUUGUUAAGUCUGGUUUCUAGGCUUGGCGGAACUCGCUGCCCGGAAAUACAAGCAAGCAGCAAAAUGCUUCCUGUUGGCCUCAUUUGAUCACUGUGAUUUCCCUGAGGUAAGCAUUAGGCAGAGAUAUUGAGAGCUGGGGAAGCUGUGGAGAUUGGGGGGGGGGGGAGAUGCCAGAUAGCUGUGGCCUAUUCCUAAUAUGGCCUGAUUUUGGGGGGACCAUGUUCCUCCUUGAUUUUUCUGAGUGUCUUGAAGACCAGCUUUUCUGUGGGCGUGUGAACAGAGCAGGGUUCAGACUACCUAGCUGUCUACACCUGUAGCUAUCCUUGAAGAUCGCUUCUUCAGAGGCUUCCUCUCCUCUCUUUUUCUAGCUGCUGUCCCCUAGCAAUGUGGCCGUGUAUGGUGGCCUCUGUGCAUUAGCCACCUUUGACCGUCAGGAAUUGCAGCGUAAUGUCAUCUCCAGCAGGUGAGAGCUUUGGAGGACCUUGGGCAUGAAAUAGGCCAACUGAAUUAGAGUUGUGUUUUGUUUUGUUUUUUGCCUUUUGGGUUCUGAGUUGCUUUUAGUCUUUGGUAAGCAAUUUAGUUAGAUGACUCCCCGAAGGUCCUGGAUUUGAUUUCUAGCUCGUCGUUUGAAUCCCUUGGGCAGGACUCUUGAGGACCAGUGGCUGAGGCAUUUAGUUGCCCACUGCUGAAAACAGCAUGCUGGACUAAAUGAACUUACGUUCCUAAGCCACUGUGUCUAGGUGUUAAUUUCCCUGUUUGAGAAUAGAGAACAGCGACAUGUCUGCACUGUGCUACUGUGAGAGAGAACAAGAAAAGGAUGGUAAAGCCCUUGCAAGUUAAAAGGAAGCAUACAGGGCAAUUACAUUUAGUUUCCUGUGGGUGUUUGGAACUUGGAGCAAACCAUUGGUGAGGAGAGGUUAGGCAGUUUCUCUCCUCCCACCAGUCCUCUACUCCCAAUAUCCAUCCUGUGACUUCUUUUCAAAUUAAAGCAAGGCUGAGUUCUGGGCAGACAUGCCUCCCCAUAACUAGGGACCACAUCUCCCGAGAUGCAGAGGAACCUAUUGCGGCCUUCCCUAACCUGAGGGGAAGUUUUGGACUGCAAUGCCCAUCAGCCCGAUAGAUGGCCUAUCGGUUUAUUGACUCAUUCUUUUUCAACCUUUUUUGCACAAUCACCAUAGAAACCAACAUGUGCCAUUCUUAUAGGGGAGAGGGAUCCUAGCCUCUUUUUAAAAGGGUGUGGGAAGUGGAUGACUUUGUGCUCUGACCCACUGUAUCUGCAGCUCCUUCAAACUCUUCUUAGAGCUGGAGCCACAGGUGCGGGACAUCAUCUUCAAGUUCUACGAAUCCAAAUACGCCUCAUGUCUCAAGAUGCUGGACGAGAUGAAGGUGAGUCCUAGAGAGCUGAGCUCUCUCUGUGUGUUCCUGGGUUUCUUUGUUUUUUUGCAGCAUAGUUUUUAUUCAUUUUCAUCUUUAAACUGCUUAACAUGGUUGCAUUGAGAUGUAUCUUUGUUUCCUUUGGAGCAUAUGGCAUGCAACAGUUUGGUUAAAAAUAAAAAUAAAACAACCAUAAACACUCAGAUAAACAUUUCUGAACCUAGUAACAAAGUUGUGUAGAAGUGUAUAUUCAAAAAAAUAUUACCGUUAUUACAGAUAGGAAAUGAUGUACAGUAACAUGUAUUGCUUAGCCUCUGUGUGAUUUGAGAAGGGGCUGCAGCAGCAGUAUUUAUAUUGGUGAGCCCUUGAUGGCCCUUUCCUGGCAGGCAUACUUAUUCCUAGUAUACAGGCACCAAAUGAAGGCACUGAAAAUGAGGCAGUGAGAGGCAGAGGGAGGGACGGAAACAAGGUGGCAAAACAUGGCUUUGUGCAACAUGAAUGAGCAUUGGGCUCGUGCACGCCCUCCUUCCAUGGUGUGUUCCACUUAAUAAGUUAUUCCUGGUUUGAGGCAAACCGUAGCUUGACAUUACAUCCAUACCAGCGCACGAUGCAGACCAAGUGCAAACAAUAGUGACAGAUGUAAUGGCAAGCUAUGGUUUCCUCAAACCAGGAAGAACUGAUUAAUUAAAAGGAGUCCAACGUGCCUUCCAGGCUUGUCCCCUAGUGCCAAAACCAUGGUUUGGCAUUAUGUCUGAACUGAGCCCAAUAGGUUAGCCUCUCCAAGUAGCUUUAUUGCAAACUACCUGCAUCUGCUAAGCUCAGACCGGCAGCAAAAUAAAACACAGGAAUAUUUAAAGCUAUGUGUGUAAAUAUGUGCAUUCAUAGAGAGAUCUUUUCCGUGUCUAAAUAAAGAAAAGGGGGGGGGGGACAAAUGUCGCUUGAGGAAAAGGCUCUGCUUGCAUAUGUAGCUUUAGUUGCUGGUCUGAAAUUACACUGCCCUGAUGGUGAAAGCAGUUACAUAAAAUAAAUGUAUCCACUGCUUAUUUAUCAUCUCCCUACUCUCUUUAGCUGUUUUGUGAAGACUGUUGCUUGUUUGGAAAUGGUCAAAAUAGAGAGGGCAGAAUUCCUCUCUCUCCUCAGUACUAGCUGGGUUCAGUUUUCUCUAGGUUAAUAGCAGUCACUACAAAUGUUGUGCAUCUUUUGUUGGAUGUGAAAUAUUGCUAUAGCCACCACUCAGGCUAUGAGGUGCAUCUGACAAUGCCUUUGUAGCCUUUGAUAGCUAGACCUGAUUAUUAUUUUUCAUUUGUAGUUUGCUGACUCCACAAAUACAUGUCUCUUGCUGUGUCGGGGGUGAAGGGUUGGGGAGAGCUUUAUGUGUCAACUCUUCCUAACAUACUCAAUUCUGCACAGGAUAAUCUGCUGCUGGAUAUGUACCUGGCACCUCACGUGAGAACACUUUAUACGCAGAUUCGAAACCGCGCCCUCAUCCAGGUAAUUGCCAUCCUAAUAACUGCUCUCCUUUUGUCCUAACCUUUGUCCUAGCAUAGAGGGCCAUUAAUGGACAUUUUCAUUCUCUGCUCCUUUCUCAUUCUCAGUAUUUCAGCCCCUAUGUGUCAGCAGACAUGCGGAAGAUGGCCACGGCCUUCAACACCACGGUGGCAGCUUUGGAGGACGAGCUCACUCAGCUGAUUCUAGAAGGAUUGAUUAAUGCCAGAAUAGACUCUCACAGCAAAGUGAGUACCAGUCACAUCCAAACUAAACCUCCCUGACUGCUGCUGCUGAAAGCUAAUGGCUUGGUAGUGAUAAAACCCUGAGGGGGGAAUUACCAAUGCAAGGCCUGCAUAAGGGCUUCUGCUUGCACAAUGAGGCUUCCCCCUCCCCUUGAUAUUGGCUGGUGGGGGGAAUUGGGACAACCUCUGGAAGAGGGGAUUGGGGGCGUUGUUCUAUCUGGCAAGCUGCAACACUUGCAUAGAUGGGACUUUUGCCAUAGCACGAUGAUCACUCUGAAUGCUCCAUGCAUUUCUUUCGCUGUAAACCAAUUUAAAAAUAAGCCAGUGCCACAUUAAAGCCCAAACUGGGUGCUAAAAAAGGCCUGGUUGGUUAAAAUCCUAAAUGCACAAAAGUUUUCAUGAUAUUUAGGCUAGUACAGGAAUUGCAGAAGGCUGUUUUUUUUAUCAAAGAGGAUUUAGUUGGGGGGGUUAUAAACAAUGGAGAGGAAAGGGAGUUCUCCCAGAUGCGCAAGCCAUACCUCCUUGUCCCUGGAACUCCUCCCUCAGUUCCAUUCUGGCUUCUGAGCCUCCGUCAGGCAUGUUGUUUCAUUUUUGAAUGCUAGAAACUGCCACUCUUUUCAUUUUAAACUCUCUUCCACAAAGGCAACUUCACAGAGUCCUUGUUUCCAGCAAAUCAGACACUGUCCCUCCAGUGAGCAUCAGGGGCUUGGGUGGCUGCUGUCCUAAAGGGUGCUGUGAGCCCUUCAACUUUCCUGGUUUUUUUGUAGAUUUUAUAUGCACGGGAUGUCGAUCAACGUAGUACUACCUUUGAGAAGUCCUUGCUGAUGGGGAAGGAGUUUCAGCGUCGCGCCAAAGCUAUGAUCCUACGAGCAGCUGUCCUGCGUAACCAGAUCCAUGUGAAGGUCAGCAAAGGGUUAACUUUUUAAUGUUUCAUUGCUGUAAAUUGCAGACCUAGCGGCAUAUAAAUAUUUAAUAAAUAAAGAGGCUCUAAAUUCUGGGCAGGGGCUUGCUACUUCUAAACGUACUGGGCGCUCUGGCAGAGUUUUGUGUGUGAAUAUAAGUCAGAAGCAUUGGGGUCAAGCUGAUACAUACCAUUUGAGCCAGCUUUUCUCUUACAUGCCCUGAAUAGCUUUACCUUAUAAAUGUAGCUAUUUACAAGCAACUAAGGUAAACAUGGGGGGGGGCAGUUUUCAUGAAUUCUACUCAUAUUGAUCCAGAGCAGAUUCCAACAUAUAGUUAGCAGAGUCAAAACUUAAACACAUUGCAGGAUUCUGAAAAAUAUAGACCAGAGGCAAUUAAUAUUUCAUCCAGCAGAGCUUUACUGCUACUGAAGGCAAAUGAACAUAAUGGGCAUAAAUCCAAUACAUUCAGGAUUGGCACUGUCCAUAAGAAAUCCAGUUGCAGCAAACAACUUAAACUUAGAAUAACUUAUAACACUAAGCAUACUAUAAACAGAACACCACACCAGAAGGAAAGAGAGAUAGAGAGUGAAAUCCAGGCUCCUUCUGGCCCUAUUAUUAUAGUCAGCAUGACCUUGACAGAAAGAGAUGACAGAACCAGUUUAAGCCAGCUGUACUCGGCUUCUCUGAAGGAAUAACCCAAACAUCAUGAACCUUCUGCUUGUUUCUAGGCAGAAUAGAAACUUUGUGUGUCAGCUAGAAACUUCCAGCUUGCACCAGUUUCUUUCACAGAGAGAAGCUUUCAGAACCCUCUUGAAUUCCCGUAUUUUUCGCUCUAUAAGGCGCACCAGACCACAAGACGCACCUAGUUUUUGGAGGAGGAAAACAAGAAAAAAAAUAUUCUGAAUCUCAGAAGCCAGAACAGCAAGAGGGAUCGCUGCGCAGUGAAAGCAGCAAUCCCUCUUGCUGUUCUGGCUUCUGGGAUAGCUGCGCAGCCUGCAUUCACUCCAUAAGACUCACACACAUUUCCCUUUACUUUUUAGGAGGGAAAAGUUAAGUCCUAUAGAGCCAAAAAUACGGUAAUUAGAAUAGGAAAGAUCUCUACAUAUCAAAUCAAUACUUUCUGUACCAAGAAAUGCAAACUGACAGCAGUAUCCAAUUCUCCAACUCUGCUGCCGUAACAAAACUCUGCGAAUGCUGUGGAACCUCUUCUUUCUCUUCUGUCCAGUCUCUCGUGUGCCCUCAAGAGACAAGAUUUGGGGAACCUUCCAGAGCACAUUUUUGGGGUAUUUUGGAUUGUGGGGGAGUAGAGCUGAAAAUAAUACCAAUAUUUUUCACAUGCACCUCUUUGGUUUCAGGUAGUACAUGGGUAGAGGAGUCAGUUUAGUCAGAAUCAAGUAUACACUUCCAGAGUCAACAUUAAAUACAUUGCUUCUGGUAAAUGAGCCACCAUAGCUGCUAGAGGGCCGUGGAAAUUGGAGGCUUUUUAGACUUGACUACCCAUGUAGUAUCCAAAACCAAAGGGGCACAUUGGUUGCCAGAGGUUAUUUUUUUUCCAGCUCCCCUACCCCACUAGGAGGGCGAGGGGAAACAGAAGUCCCGUUGUGCCAGCACAACCAAAUGCGCAGAGCAUUGGAUAUAAUCUAUCCCCCUUAAAAAAUAAAUGUAUAAGACUAAAAAUAAAUAAAUUUGCUUCAGUGCAAAAUGACAGUUCAUGCAGUAGCUGCAAUAUUUAAGGCAGGAAUGGGAAACCUUAAACAGGGUUGGGGAGCCUCAAGAUGUUUUAACAGCAAACUGAGCGUAGUCAAAAUGCAGAGUGUUGUUGGCUGGUUUACAAGGGGAAAGCUCAUCUUGCCGCGAGACAAGGCGUUCGUCCCAUGCUCCUCUUCAGGGUGAUGAAGUGCCAAGGGUCAUUCAGUUUGACCACAGUUUAUCAUGGGACCAACCAGAAUGUGAGAUGUGCAAGGCCUGGAUUGCUAAUCUCCUGUUAUUUUCUCCCAAGAUGAAAAGUCUAUAAACUUUUCCAUAUUUAACCACCAAUUCCUGCAGCUCACUGCUGAGGUAGGAAGCCCUUUCCUCAAAGGACAACUCAUUGGAAUAACUGGAUACAGGGAAUAAUCCCCCCUCUAACCAUUCUGAUGUUUUGGGGGAAGGUAGUUGCUGCUCAUUUGGCCCCGGUCUGGGGUUUUCCUCCACUUGCCUGCAACCAUGGACCCUUGUGGGUUGGGGAGAGAAGGUGUCUUCCCGUCUCAUCGCUUCCUGGGCCUGCAGCCUCUCUCUCUCUUUUUCUUGCAGUCUCCUCCGAGAGAAGGAAGCCAAGGUGAACUCACUCCAGCAAACAGCCAGUCCCGGAUGAGCACCAACAUGUGAAGCUCUCUGAAUCUCCAAGAGACUCUUCCUUCCCCCGCACACCCAGGGCCAUGUGUAUCCAGCAUCCAAGCCACCAACUGUUCCUUGGUGCCUUUUCGGACUCUCUAGGUGUGGGAGGGGCAGGACUGUCAGGGGAGUCUGCCUUUAGAGUCUGAUAAUUCCUCUUAGAACAGAAACUUCCAUUAGAUGCAGCACGUCGAGAAUACGCGAGCAUGUGAGAGUGCCGGGGUGCACCUUCUCCUUCCCCCAGGGUAUUUCACAAACAGGGGCUUAUCUUAAGCUGCCAACAGAGCUUUCUGGGGUUUCCUUUCCGUAAAUGAUAUGUAGCCUGAAUCUGGAGGAACAAAUGCGUUCCUAUAGAACUUCAUUCACACCGACACGUCUCAGACCCGGAGAGUCCCCCUGGGGCAACAUCCAGCAGGAAACCUAGCGUCAGCUCCAUCCCUCACUCUCCAAGGCUUGUGUUUUAUUUACCCUGGGUCGGCUCCAUUUCAAUCUGUUCUUCCCGUUUUAAAAAGUGUGCGCUCUGGUUUGUUCUCACAUCCCUGGCCUGGUUUUGACUGUGGUUUUCAAUGUUCGUCACCCAAUUUUACUGCUGUAGUGUAUGGUGGCUUUCUAGCCUUUGGGGGCGCCAAUAGAGAGAGUAAAAUGACAUUAAAGUACAUCCAUCUGCGUCUAGGCAGGAACCUGCUUGCCCGGGUGUCGGCACUCCUGACACCACUUUUUAUUUAUCCCUUACAGAAAAGGGUUGUGGGUCACAGGCCAGACUCGGGACUGUCUUCUCUUAAUGAGCAUUGUUUAAAUGUUUGAAUAUUCCACAGUGACUUCCGUUUGGGGUUCAUUCGUUGGUGUUUAUCCCAAGGACAAAAGUUACAAAUUUGAACCUAGCCCUUGACAACUCAACUUUCUACAGACACUGUUAAUGCUGUUUAGUUUAAAUCAAAGUUCUCUCCUAUGCAUUAAAAAGCAUAAUUGUAAAGAUAAAGUGCA
Messenger RNA from Podarcis lilfordi (Lilford's wall lizard), 22591 nucleotides. The record is from the annotation of a GenBank genome assembly. Lineage: Eukaryota; Metazoa; Chordata; Lepidosauria; Squamata; Lacertidae.